Molecule: messenger RNA, 3942 nt
Organism: Copidosoma floridanum
Lineage: Eukaryota; Metazoa; Arthropoda; Insecta; Hymenoptera; Encyrtidae
Source: RefSeq, a predicted model, not a curated record
GUCAUAUUCUGUUGUUGCCCUGUUGUGGACGUUGGCUGGCUGCCAGUGAUGGCCCAGUACACGAUUACCGAUUGUCUUUGUUGACAUUUGUGGUUUAUUGCUUAUUUCGAUGUAUUUGGAUUUUCAUCGGUGCUGUGCUUAUGUGCCAGUAGCUUUGGCUGCAAGUCGUUGCAAUUGUUGGUUAAUUGAUGAUGUUUUUUUCCUUCGAAAAAUAGUUUGAUGUCACGAUUGUGCAUGGAGUUUGUGACUUAAGUGAUGAGAACGAGAGUUUUGGUGGAGAAAUGUGAGGAUCGCGAAAAACGAAGAUGGAGAAGCACAAAGGACUGCUGAAAAGGAACAGUGCCAGUGAUGAUAAAGUGGUGGAUACGUGCAAGACUCCUGAGAGAUAUCAGCAGUAGAAGGUGGAAAGAAAGUAUUACAGCAUAUACUUUUACGCAACACCUAGUCGGCGAUAAAAGAUACAUAGACUAGCGAAUUAUGGGGUCUUCUUUGAAGUUGCUACUGUUAUCAACGCUUCUUCUAUUACUACUACUGCUACGGCAACAAGAAGCAGUGGAGGCGCUGAGGGUCGAAGUAAAGGUUCCACCGUACCUCAAGAAAGGCGAGUCUGCCAGGCUGGAGUGCAGGUACGAGCUGGGCUCUGAUAAGCUGUACUCCGUGUCCUGGUACAAGGACAACGUGCACAUCUACAAGUUCUUGAAAAAACAACACGAAAAGCUGGUUUUCAAUGUAAAUGGUGUCACAAUCGACCCGCACAAAUCAAGUGACCAGUUGCUGCAGCUUCAGAGCGUGAUCAUCGACGCGACCGGCUACUACAUGUGCGAAGUGAACACUGACAGUCCUGUGUUUAAGGUCGUAAAGGCCAUGGCUUACAUGGAGGUCAUAGAUCCACCUCGGGAAGGUCCGACGAUUACUGGUGAUGAGGAGAUAUACGCUAGUGGUGAUAUCAUGGCACUAAACUGCACCAGCGCCUUCUCGUAUCCAACGGCUCAGUUGCAGUGGUUCAUCAACGAACUCGAGGUUCCACCGGACUCGGAAGUGAUGCAUUUGACGCGACGCGGCCUUCACAGUACCCGUUCGAGUCUCCGGUUGGAGCUCCAACCAACUCAUUUAACUCACACAACGAUAAAAAUCACAUGCGUGCAGACAGUACGGACUUCAUCUUUAGCUACAAAACCCUUCAUAGAUGUGAGGGAAACUCAAAUUUUUGUUCAAGGCCACGCGAGUAGUCUAUCCAGACCCUCGGCGAUAAUGUUCGUGUUGAUGCUGCUUUCGGUGCUGCUCUGCAAGGAUUAGAGAAGACGAAUGAACGUGGACAGCUGUACUGCAGCUGAGAGCUGAGGAUAAGUGAGAAAAGACAAUCAUUUUUUCCUCGACGAGCAUGUGUACAUAUAUUUAAAAACAACUGAUGGUGAACAGCCUCUAUUUUAAUGUAGCCAAGCAAUGUGCGAGGUUUGAAGUAAUUGAUAAAAGAAAAAAAAAAUUAUUCGCACCCCAAUUUUUUUUUCUCUAAUUUCAUCUACAUUAAGCUAUGAAAAUUAAAUAAAAGUUAAUGCGAAUUAUAAACAAUAUAUGAUAUCAUGUAAACGUAAAAUUGUUCGAAAUAUCGACCGUGAACAUGAUACAAGAAAACCAAUGUCACCGUGUGUACAUAGUACAUGAAGAGGAAUUUAUGCCACAUAGCCAUAUAUCAACAUACACAUGAUACGUGUACAUCAUAAGUUUCAAUGAAAGUAAGAAUAAUAAAUAUAUUACGUGAUACAGAAACCCAAAAGAAAGUAUACUCUAAUCUAAAUACGAGAAAGAGAAAUUGUGUACUCCCCCAGUGCGAAAAACACAAUGAGGGUGAGGGUGAUUGUACAUGAUUCCGUAUCAAGAAAAAAAAAGGAAAAAGAGAAAACCAUCAGACUGUGACCGAACGAGUGUGAGGCGAGUCCACGAUGAUGGUUGCUUAUCGUUUAAAGAGAGACGGCUUGCGGUCAUUUUAAUACAGCCGUGACGCUUUACCACGUCAUGCGUGUAAGCAAACAUGCAAGGAAUGGGGGAAGUAAGAAAAUUUCAAUGUACGUAUGGUAAGGGAUGAUAAAAAUAAAAAAAAGCAAAAAUGACUGACGUCGCGUAAAUUGUGUCAGGCCCUCCCGCCCCUAUCGUGCGUGGUUUAUUGACAUUUGUUUCUCCCCGUGUAAAUAUGUAUGUUUUUGUAAGCUCCGUAAGGCUACAUGUGUGCGAGGCUACGUGAGUAAAUCAGACUAAACUCGCAUUUGGUAAAACUUGACUGGCACUUCAAUACGCUUUGCUUUAUAGAUCAAAUAAACUCGGCUGGACCCUGUUUCUUUCGGAUAUGAAUGUUGAAUUUUUUUUGACCUCAUCAAUGUUGUUGAACCAUCUUAUAAUAACAGAUUACUUAAGUUCCUCACAUUGAGCCAAAACAUUACACGUUGCUUAUUUAAUCAGUUUUCACUAUAUAUAAUAUAUUAAAUAAAAUGAACUACAAAUGAGAGAAAAAGAAGGACGACCCAAAGUUUGACUGAAAUUAUUCACACGUACUUUGAUUCAGAGGUAAAUUGGUGAACCGGAAAGACACCGUCUCGUAAAUUGCUUACUUCCUUCACUUCCUUACCCAAAAAGCGUUGUAGUUGUUGUUACUCGUAAAUCAAGCAUAGGCAAAAGAUGUAGGCAUAGGAGGAGAAGCAUAAUGUAUGAGGCCACGUUGUUUAAGGCUGCGUAAGCUUUGGUACUAAUUAUAAGUUUUAAUUGGUACCUACACGUCAUUGGUAAAUACUUGUGGCCUCCGAACCCCAACACUAUCUUUUCUUCAUUUAACUCCUGUACAACCGCGUAUUAUAUCUCUGUAAUGAAAGUACUCUUAUCUGCUGCGAAAUAGAUCGAAUACACGUAAACACUUUUCCAAAGCUUUCCCCAAGUUAUUGAUUGUUCAUGAGUCUAGCUGUCUGAAUUUAGUAUUUUCAUUGAAGAGCAAGUGGUAACGUAUUAAAAUGCCGAAAAGAAAACCAAUCGAAAAGUACAGUAUUUUAAAAUUGUUUUUGCAUCGCAGUAUUUUUAACGAAAAAAUAUUUUUCACCUCAUGAAAACCAAAUACGUACCUUUUGCUACAUCAUCUAAUGCAAAGCUACAGAAAAAAAGGAAGAAUGUGAACAAAUCGAAAGUAGCUAUAGUAUAAUAUCCAAGCAUUGCGCAUUGCAGGCCGUUCUACGUUAAUGACGAGAGAGUGCUUGGAGGAGGAAAGAGAGGGUCGAGGUGAAUGGUGCAAUGGUUUGCGAGUAAUAGGGCUGAGUACAAGUCUGCUUCACACUGUCGCACCUAUAGUAGGUAGAGGAACAAAGUACAAUGCAUAAGCAAGGAGGUGGAGGAGAAAGCACUGCCUGGUUUUUGUUCUUUUCAGUUGGGGGAAAGAAAGGAAGCGGAAUCGUGCCAUUUUCCAGUCGGACAAUUAUGUCACGGAGCGAUGAGGGUGUACGCCGAGUGACUUUGCGAAUACAAAGAAUAAAAACUACGUUGAUUUUUACGGUGAAACUACGGUAAUGCCGAAAUAUUGAGCAAAUACAGAGUUUCACGAUAAACAAUAAUGCAGUUCUGUUUUCUGUAUAACCACAAACAGUCGAUUAUCAGAGGGUUAUGACUUUGGGAGUUUAUUGAUCGGUUUAUUUGCGAAUUGACAAUGGAAUUUGAUGAAAUUAGAACUAUCUAUUGUCUGGUUUAAACAUUUUUUUUUUAAAGUUGACCAAUAUUUUACAUACAUUGCAUUGUGCAAAAGAUAAAUUCAAACUAAUAUUUAUGAUCCUGAUUUCCAACACUAACGCAAUGAGAUGGAAGGUCUGUAAAUUUUCUCUGCUACUCUUUAGAGAAAGUGCACUUCAGGAGAGUAUUGAAGGAAAUAAGUAUUCAUAAAAGCUGAUAUUUCUGGGCGACAUGGCAUAUUAA